AUGCGGGGUAGCAUUAUGCACCACGGUAUGAUGCUUUGGGGCUGGUCUUGGGGUAUCUUCUAUGGCAUCUUCUGCGCACUACAUCUCGCAGCCUUCUCCUUACCAAAAUGCGACGCCUGGGGCUUUUGGUCGCAGCCUUCUCAAGCAUUCGCCCACUGCAAUCUACCGACCAGCUGUGUCUGGCGCGGGGAAAAAAGCUGCAGGCGCUACGGCAGUUGGGGACGCUCCGAA
Messenger RNA from Amoebophrya sp. A120, 231 nucleotides. NCBI's taxonomy places the organism in Eukaryota, Dinophyceae, Syndiniales, Amoebophryaceae. The record is from the annotation of a GenBank genome assembly.